AUGCAGCAAUAUAUGGAUAUAAACUGCAUUAAGAAGGAAUAUCCGGAUGAUUAUGAAGUACCAGAAUAUGAAAUGGACAUAGGACCCAUUAAAAUAGAAGAGCGUCUGCAUACGGAAAUAAAACAGGAAUGCGAUGAAACACAGCAGACGAUAAACAGUUUGGGAGGUGAAAAGCAUUUGGAGUUCUGUCAAUGCAUUCCAGUCUCAGCCGCAGCCUCCACCGAAGCCAAAUCAAAUAAUCGUCGUUCGACUGUGAACGAACUGCGUGAACGAUUGAUGAAGGUGGACAUGGCAAGCGCUCAAGUAAAUAAAUCCAAGUCAAAUAACCUCAUUGCUGAGCAGUCCGGGCGACAGUCUUCCUCUUCAUCCCUGCUGCGUGCCCAGCAAAUGCGCGAUCUGCGCCAGCGUCUCAUGAAUUUGGAACGCCCAAAGGAAGCGCCUCAACAAAAGCCCAAGAUAUCGAGCAGCCAACGCAAACGUGAGCUGCAUCAGCGUCUGCUGCAGCUGGAUCAGAGAGGGGAACUAACAGAGAGGGGUAGAAGCCAAUCAAGCGAAGAUCAAGCUCGCAGACUCACAGCGAACUCGAGUGCCCAACAGGACACCAACACAGACAAUUCCAGCAACAACAACAACAACUGCUUCAGCUCACGUACAAGGACAUCACCUGAGCUGAACGUUAAGCGAAUGCACGAAUUUGGGUAUAAAAAUCCGAAUUCUUUUCAGAAACCAGUUACAUCGUCUGCAAAUCCAUGGAGCCAAUGUGGAGCUUAUUGUUUCAAAGCAUUACAGCCGCUGCUGGAUCAUUUGAAUGUCGUGUCUAAUGUAUGCCAAUCGAUGAACACGGAAUCCAGGCUGGACAAGGUCGAAGGUCAGGUAGCCACACAAGCAGGAACUCUAGCCAGCCACGGCAGCGCAAUCGAGGAGGUUAAGCUGAAAUUGAAGGAGCAAAAUACAUCAAUCGACCGUUGUAGAAAAGUUCCCUCCCUGUUUCAGCGAAUCGGAUCGAAGUUUUAUUACAUUGAGCAAGAACAGAAGUUGAACUGGUUUGCCGCGGCACAUAAAUGCACCACACUUGGCUCCCAUCUCCUCACCCUAGCUAAUCAGCAGGAACUUGAUGCACUUAUUCCAUACUUAAAGAGCGAAAAGUAUUAUUGGACUGAUAUCAAUGACCUUGGUGAAGAAUCGGUUUACCGAUCGCUAACAGCUGGCCAGAAAGCUAAAUUCCUGAUCUGGCAUAGCAACGAACCCAAUAAGGUGGGCAAAGAAAAUUGCGUUCAUUUGUAUUUUACUGGGUUUAAAAUGAAUGACAUCGAUUGCAUUCACCUGUUGAAUUUCAUUUGUGAAUUCGAUGGAUAGAUUUGUAAUUUUUGAUCUAGCUGGA
This is a messenger RNA of Drosophila arizonae, 1381 nucleotides long. RefSeq lists its product as uncharacterized. NCBI's taxonomy places the organism in Eukaryota, Metazoa, Arthropoda, Insecta, Diptera, Drosophilidae. The record is from RefSeq and is a predicted model, not a curated record.